Molecule: messenger RNA, 652 nt
Organism: Phaethon lepturus (White-tailed tropicbird)
Lineage: Eukaryota; Metazoa; Chordata; Aves; Phaethontiformes; Phaethontidae
Product: LIM/homeobox protein Lhx1-like
Exons: 1
Coding region: 159-401 (80 amino acids)
Source: RefSeq, a predicted model, not a curated record
CUGUCUCUCCUUGCCCAGCAGAUUAUCAGAGCGAGUAUUACGGCCCUGGGAGCAAUUACGAUUUCUUCCCGCAAGGACCUCCGUCGUCUCAAGCGCAGACGCCCGUGGAUCUCCCUUUCGUGCCCUCCUCGGGGCCGUCAGGCACGCCCCUGGGGGCCAUGGAUCACCCCCUGCCCGGACAUCACCCCCCCAGCGAGGCCCAGCGCUUCACUGACAUCAUGUCGCACCCCGCCGGGGACUCGCCCAGCCCCGAGCCCAGCCUGCCCGGGCCCCUGCACUCCAUGUCCGCCGAGGUUUUCGGGCCCAGCCCUCCAUUUUCGUCGAUAUCCGUCAACGGUGGUGCUAACUACGGCAAUCACUUGUCCCACCCGCCAGAAAUGAACGAAGCGGCUGUGUGGUAGCUUUACAACGAACUGGGUCUAAGUAAGUGACGGUCAUCUAGUCUGCGCGUUGUUACGGUGUACAGAAACGAAUAAAUAGAACAUCUCUCCUGCCCUAAGACAAUAUUCCCUUGGGAACGAACUGACUCCAAAUCGCUCCAAGGCAAGCUUUGCUCUAGACCGGGACAAUCUUCAUGUUACGGUUGUAUCAGACAAGCAAGGGGACUUUUUUUUUUUUGGUACCAUUGACAAAGAAACUGGUGAAGCUGUAC